Gavia stellata (red-throated loon) is the source of this 4281-nucleotide messenger RNA. RefSeq names its product BCR activator of RhoGEF and GTPase (gene BCR). Lineage: Eukaryota; Metazoa; Chordata; Aves; Gaviiformes; Gaviidae. Gene Ontology annotation, molecular function: protein serine/threonine kinase activity; GTPase activator activity; guanyl-nucleotide exchange factor activity. Bases 14 to 4156 code for a protein of 1380 amino acids. The transcript is spliced from 26 exons. Gene Ontology annotation, cellular component: membrane. Gene Ontology annotation, biological process: protein phosphorylation; positive regulation of GTPase activity; intracellular signal transduction. The record is from RefSeq and is a predicted model, not a curated record.
UCUUGUAUGCAAAAUGGUGGACCCUGUGGGGUUUGUGGAGGCUUGGAAAGCACAAUUUGCGGAUUCUGAGCCUCCUAAAAUGGAGCUGAAAUCUGUGGGAGACAUUGAACAGGAGCUGGAGAUGUGCAAAGCAUCUAUCCGGAGACUGGAGAUGGAGGUCAACAAGGAGAGGUUCCGCAUGAUUUACCUGCAGACUCUUCUGGCAAAGGAGAAAAAAAGCUAUGAUAGACAGAGAUGGGGUUUUAAACGUGUUUCUCAGUUGCCUGAAGGGGGUGCAGAGCAGCAGAUCCAAGACCUGCAUCAUCACCAGUCUGCUGACCAAGAUGAAUAUGAAAAAAGCAAGUCACAUCACGGGGAUGAAAAGUUCAAACCCAGGAUACCCUCUCUGCGGAAGCUGUCUACCCAGAGUGAUGGGUCAGACCUGUCGCCUUUGGACAGCCCCCAUCAUGGAGAGGGAGAGCAGGACAGGUGUAAAUACUAUGGUGAAGAGAAACUGAAGAGAGUUGUAGAAGAUACAGAGAAUCGCUGUGAUACAGAUGGCUCUCCUUCAAAACACAGAUCGGCUUCCACUCGCAGGUUAGUGGGAUCUGCUGAGAAGGAGGGAUCAUUUGAACCUAUUUCUAAGGAGAGAGGGAACAGCACCAGUGUGGCAGCGCUAAGGUCCAAUUUUGAGAGGAUUAAAAAGGUUAAUUCACAUUCUUCUGGAGAUAACAAGGAUGUUGUUGAAAAGCCCUUUUAUGUGAACAUGGAGUAUCAUCAUGAGAAAGGUCUGGUAAAGGUCAACGAUAAAGAUGUUUCCGAUAAAAUAAGCUCCCUUGGUAGCCAAGCCAUGCAAAUGGAACGCAAAAAGUCUUUGCACUCCCUCCCUUCUAACAUGGUACCCAGCUUCAGCGAGUUCCAGAGGCCUGCUUACAGGGGAAGGUCCUCGGAGAGCACCUUUGGCUAUGAUGGAGAAUAUGAAGAUGCUGAACUGAACCCCAGGUUUCUCAAAGAUAACCUGAUUAAUGCCAAUGGCAGCAACCGCUCACCUUGGCAGCCCAUGGACUUUCAACCCUAUCAAAGUAUCUAUGUUGGUGGAAUGAUGGGGGAAGGAGAAGGGAAAGGACCUAUUCUGCGAAAUCAGGGCACAGCUGACCAGGAAAAACAUCUCACUUGGCCCAGGAGAUCUUAUUCCCCCAGGAGUUUUGAAGAUAUUGGAGGAGGAUAUACUCCUGAUUGUAGCUCUAAUGAGAACCUUACCUCCAGUGAGGAAGACUUCUCUUCAGGGCAGUCCAGCCAUGUCUCCCCCAGCCCUACCACUUACCGCAUGUAUCGGGAUAAAAGCCGUUCUCCCUCCCAGAACUCUCAGCAGUCCUUUGACAGUAGCAGUCCACCAACCCCCCAGUCUCAAAAACGGCACAGGCAGCAGCAGGUCAUUGUGUCUGAGGCUACUAUUGUGGGUGUACGAAAAACAGGACAGAUCUGGCCAAGUGAUGGAGAUUUGCCUUCUGGGAGAUGUCACCAGGACAGCUGCUUCCAUGGGGAUACAGAGUACAAGUGCCAUUGUCAUCGGGCUUGUCCAAGUGUUUCACUGCAGUUUGUCAACAUACAGCACAUUUUUCUCCUGUGUUUUACAGAUGCUUCAUUCAGUGGCACACCACCUAGCUAUGCGUAUGAUGCAGACCGUGCUGAAGAACAGAGGCGACAUCAUGAUAUGAUGCCCUAUAUUGAUGACUCGCCAUCAUCCUCACCCCAUCUCAGUUCCAAGAGUCGGGGCAGCCGAGACACCCUAUCUUCAGGGUCUCUGGAAUCUACAAAAUCAAGUGAGCCAGACCUGGAGAAAGGCCUGGAGAUGAGAAAAUGGGUCCUGUCAGGAAUCCUAGCCAGUGAGGAAACCUACCUGAGCCACCUGGAGGCUCUGCUCCUGCCUAUGAAGCCUUUGAAAGCAGCUGCCACCACCUCUCAGCCUGUGCUGACUAGUCAGCAGAUUGAGACAAUAUUCUUCAAAGUGCCUGAGCUCUACGAGAUCCACAAAGAAUUCUAUGAUGGGCUUUUUCCCCGAGUGCAGCAGUGGAGUCACCAGCAACGUGUAGGGGACCUCUUCCAAAAGUUGGCCAGCCAGCUGGGAGUGUACCGGGCCUUUGUGGAUAACUAUGAAGUUGCUAUGGAGACAGCAGAGAAAUGCUGCCAAGCCAAUGCUCAGUUUGCUGAAAUCUCUGAGAAUCUAAAGGCUAGAAGCACAAAGGAAUCUAAAGAUCAGACGACGAAAAAUUCCUUGGAAACUCUAUUAUACAAGCCAGUGGAUCGAGUGACCCGCAGCACACUUGUCCUGCAUGAUUUGCUCAAGCACACUCCAGUGAGCCACCCUGAUCAUCCACUCCUGCAGGAUGCUCUGCGGAUCUCGCAGAACUUCCUCUCCAGCAUCAAUGAGGAGAUCACUCCUCGUCGGCAGUCUAUGACUGUAAAGAAGGGGGAGCACCGGCAGCUGCUGAAGGACAGUUUCAUGGUGGAGCUGGUUGAGGGGGCUCGCAAGCUACGUCAUGUCUUUCUUUUUACUGAUCUGUUCCUGUGUGCUAAGCUCAAGAAGCAGAUUGGAGGAAAAAGCCAGCAAUAUGACUGCAAAUGGUACAUCCCGCUCACUGACCUUAGUUUCCAAAUGGUGGAUGAGUCUGAGGCAGUGCCCAAUAUCCCACUGGUACCUGAUGAGGAACUGGAUGCCAUGAAGAUCAAGAUAUCCCAGAUCAAGAAUGACAUCCAGCGUGAAAAGAGGGCCAAUAAAGGCAGCAAGGUCAUUGAGAGGUUGAAAAAGAAGCUCUCGGAGCAGGAAUCCCUCCUACUGCUGAUGUCUCCCAACAUGGCAUUCCGGGUACACAAUCGCAAUGGCAAGAGUUACACAUUCCUCAUUUCAUCGGACUAUGAAAGGGCAGAAUGGAGGGAGAACAUCCGGGAGCAGCAAAAGAAAUGCUUUAAAAGCUUCUCACUCACAUCGGUGGAGCUCCAGAUGCUGACAAACUCCUGUGUGAAGCUUCAGACAGUCCACAACAUUCCCCUCACUAUCAAUAAGGAAGAUGAUGAAUCCCCAGGUCUCUAUGGAUUCCUGAAUGUCAUUGUCCACUCUGCCACAGGAUUCAAGCAAAGUUCAAAUUUGUACUGCACAUUAGAGGUGGAUUCUUUUGGGUAUUUUGUGAACAAGGCUAAAACUAGAGUUUACAGAGACACCACAGAGCCCAACUGGAAUGAGGAGUUUGAGAUUGAGCUGGAAGGCUCACAAACUCUGCGGAUUCUGUGCUAUGAAAAGUGCUACAACAAAACCAAGCUCACCAAAGAGGAUGGAGAGAGCACAGAUCGCAUAAUGGGGAAAGGACAGAUCCAGCUGGACCCACAGGCAUUGCAGGACAAAGAUUGGCAACGCACAGUCAUCUCAAUGAAUGGAGUUGAAGUGAAGUUGUCAGUGAAGUUUACCAGUCGGGAGUUUAGCCUGAAGAGGAUGCCAUCCAGGAAACAGACUGGGGUGUUUGGGGUCAAGAUCGCUAUCGUUACCAAGAGAGAGAGAUCGAAGGUGCCUUACAUAGUGCGCCAGUGCGUGGAGGAGAUAGAGCGGCGUGGAAUGGAGGAGGUGGGCAUCUACCGUGUCUCUGGGGUUGCAACCGAUAUCCAAGCUUUGAAAGCUGCCUUUGAUGUCAAUAACAAAGAUGUGUCGGUGAUGAUGAGCGAGAUGGAUGUCAAUGCCAUUGCAGGCACCUUGAAACUGUACUUCCGUGAACUGCCUGAACCCCUCUUCACAGAUGAGCUGUACCCCAACUUUGCUGAGGGCAUUGCACUUUCAGAUCCUGUUGCAAAGGAAAGCUGUAUGUUGAAUCUAUUGUUAUCGCUUCCAGAACCCAACCUUGUGACAUUCCUUUUCCUUUUGGACCAUUUAAAAAGGGUUGCUGAGAGGGAAAGCGUUAACAAGAUGUCCCUGCAUAAUCUUGCAACCGUCUUUGGACCAACGCUGCUCAGACCUUCAGAGAAGGACAGUAAAAUCCCUGCUAACCCCACCCAGCCUAUCACAAUGACUGAUAGUUGGUCACUAGAAGUCAUGUCCCAGGUUCAAGUUCUUCUGUACUUCCUGCAGCUAGAGACUAUCCCUACCCCAGACAGCAAGAGGCAAAGCAUUCUCUUUUCCACAGAGGUGUAGGUGCCUGUGAUAACAACAGGACACAAAGAACUGCUCUUGGUAUAAAGCUGCCACACCUGAGAAAAAGACGACUGGUGUUUCUUCAGACAUUACCGGCCUGUCCCUGUCCCGGGGAAUUACGUCCC